Messenger RNA from Gossypium arboreum, 3210 nucleotides. RefSeq lists its product as uncharacterized. Gene Ontology annotation, cellular component: chloroplast. Bases 27 to 1112 code for a protein of 361 amino acids. Lineage: Eukaryota; Viridiplantae; Streptophyta; Magnoliopsida; Malvales; Malvaceae. The transcript has 3 exons. The record is from RefSeq and is a predicted model, not a curated record.
CAGUUUUGAAAUCCCACUUCUUGAUAAUGUUUGAUUUUCCUUCUUGUAAGGCUGCAAAAUGCCCAUCAUACCUUAUCUUUUUGCACAUCUUUCAACUACCUCUGCUCAAAGUAUCAAAAUUCAGUACACCUACAGAUAUGGCAUCCAAUUUUCUCAAACUUCAUCUUCAAACCUCUAAAACCCAGAUACCAUUCUCUCCCACGCACCCAAACUAUCAUUCCCAUCUCUCUUUCAUCAACCCAAAUGCCUCCUACAACCACAAGUUCCCCACUCUAACACUACAUGCAUCACUUAUUUCCCCUUCUACACCUCCCUCAUCCAGAGAAGAAGCCAUUCUCCAAGCCAAAACAUGCCUUUCCACCUGCUUGGAGAAGCCUCUCAACAAUCCCAAGCUAGUAGGCAAGCUCAAGAAGCUAAAACAACCCAGGUUUCAAGUUGAAAUUCCACUCAUUGAUGACUCUCCAUCAUCUCUAGCUCAACUAGCUCUAGACAUCUUUAAAGAUAUGUCACUCAAAAGGAAAGGUUCUUUAGUUGAGAUUUUAGUUCUUUGGCCUGAUGUUCGUUUAAAAGAAGCUGGAAUUCAAACUUUUGAAUCAUCCUCCUCGUUUAGCCAUAUUGAACAUAUUGACUUACCUUCAGUUAGCAAAAAUAAUAGAAUUUUGAGUCCUUCAGAUGUAGCUGUCUUUUUGGCCCCUGAGCCAUCGCAGCUUGCUCUUAUCAAAGCAAUAGCUGACAGCUUGUAUCCAAAGCCAUUGGUGAUUUUCAAUCCUAAAUGGGGUUCUGACGAAGACAAUGGCUUUGGUGAUUUGAAAGGAUUUGUAGGAUCUUUUGAAGUGAUUUAUUCAUUUAUGGGCUUAGAAGUCAGGGGUGUUUUGAGUAAAAGGAAAGGAAUGGUUUUCAAGUGUGUGAGAGAUGGGGUUUUGAGUGGAGAGCAAUGGUCGGUCCUCGUUGAAGAAGAUGGUGAAUUGAAGGUAGUUUCAAGGUUCAAAUCAAGACCAGGCAUUGAGGAAGUUGAGAAUGUGUUGUAUAAUUUGAUGGCUAUUAAUUCUCCCAUUACAAAAUCUGCCAAGUUCUUGAGGGAUUUGGUCUCUAAUGUUACAGGAAAAAAGUAAGUUUAGUUGAAAAUUUUCCAAGUUUUACAGGGCUUAUCUAUUGAGCUUUCUCAUGCAUGAGUAGCUUGCUGUCUACUUACUACUACUAGUUUUAUUGAAUUUGUGCUUCUCUGAUUUUGAUUUUCUCGUAUACUUUUUCUACAUUCAUUGAGAUUAAUAAUUUCUUUUGUGUGUAUUUUGGUAUAAGAAUUUUCCUAUCCCUUCAACUCCCUGGAUAUGGAGGUUUGCUGUCAGAAAUGGACAUAGGGAAAAGAAAUAUGAAAAGAAUGGUGUCAUUGGCAAAGUGGACAAUGAGAAUAUUUUUUCAAUUUGAUUAACAAAAUUAUUUCAGUUUUUUGGUGAAUAAAAAAGGAUUUGGAAUAUUGACAAUAAAGUCGUUGCUAAAUAGCAAUUAAAAAUUGCAGAUCUCCAAUGCUGACAUACAUAUAUAUAGUGAAAUGGACAUAUCAAGCAGGUAAACUUGCCUUGUAGCUCAAAAAGGCAGCAACCUGUUAUACUAGUUGGUGUUUGAUGGUUGAAUCCUUCAACUUGAUGUUAUAGCUCACCACCCGCUUAUGAAUAUCCAAAAUUCAGCUUUGCUUAUUCAAUUGAUAAUUAAUAAUUCAGUAUUGACUUACAUUACAGGUUUUGUAGUUCCCCUGUAAAAUCACAAACCUCAGCCUUUCUUAUUAUGAUUUUUCUUUUAUUAAUAAAUAUCAUAGUUUUCAUUAUCUAAUUUCAUGUUUAGUUGGUUAAUACCAGGUAUAUUUGCAAGCUUUAAUCUUUUAUCUCAAUACAGUAUGAAAUUAUAGAAAAAGAGAGAUCAUCAUAAGGGAAGAACAGUUUGAGAAAAAAAUAUAAAAAGAGCAGAAGCCUGUUGGUGUUAUGAUUUUCAGAAUCUGUAUUGUAAGGCCUUGAAUUUGCAAAGAACUCUCUCCCCCUUAUCUUCUUUCUCAUAUACAAACAUGUAUAUUUUUAUCAUCAUUAUCGUAACUCACUAUAUACUCUCAAAAUGUCUUUGUUAAGAAGCUCUAAUAUGACAUCCCUUUAUGAACUUAUCCGAGAAAUCGAUGUACUUAGCCCACAAUGGUCGGAGUUGAGGGAAGGCUAUGUCGAGCCAAGGCUUUGCUCUGCCAUUGAAAUGGAUGACCCCAGCUGUUUCAGCAUCAGCUAAUGUUGUAUUAUCUUGGUACCCCAAUCCCAACAUGUGCCAAAAUGGAUCAAUCACAUGAACAUGCCCAUAGAAUGCUAUUAAACCAGGGGGUAAUGUUCCUAGUUGCCACAAACUGAGGUCUGAUUUGAAAUUCUGCAGGCCUCGAGAUCGAAAAUGUUCAUGCCAUAUGCCCAUGCACAUUCGUUAGGGUCAAAAUUCUUUGCAAUUAAAGGAUGGGAGAAGUUGAGAUAGCUUUUGAACCGCUUCGACAUGACGAACGAGUCUUCACCCCUACAUGUCUCCACUGCUCCAUUAACUUUUCCAUUCAUAUCGAUGUCCCACAGAGGUGAAAGAUCGGUUUGAAUCACGAUGUCAUCGUCUAGGAAGACUACCUUGUUAAGGCUCGGAAACAACUGCAAAGAAAACGGAGAACCUUCCCUUUUGAAAGCCAAUCGAAUUGAUGCAAAGCCUUGACCUCAAUUAUAGCAGGGUCUAAAGGAUGCAAUGAGAACCAGGCCUGCAUAGGGGAGUAAGUUUUCCUAUCUGUUAUAAUGUGGAGCACGAAUUUUUCGGGGCGUAACGCGUUUUUAACAAGGGAUGUAGCGACGACCGAGGCUGCAAGCACAUUAUCUGAGGCAAGGACAAAGUGGAAGUAAGAGUUAUCAACAAGGGCCGGGACGAGUUCGGCUGAAGGGAGUUGGAGGCGAGCGGCUGCAUUGUUGGAGUGUUCAUUGGCUAGCUUUAGCGCUAAGCAAUGAAGCUGUUUCGGUAUGCUGCUCGAUGCUACAUGGCGAUACAAAUAUUCUUGAAUUUUGGCUGUUCUGGUUCUUUGUUCAAGUAGAACUAUCUGAAAAACAAAUGCCAAAUUGUUCAUUAGCUCCAAUGAUAUCUUCAUUAAUUAACUACAAUAUAUGUAUUCAAGUGAAUAAUACCAUUUCUCUAAGCCUUAGAGCAAAGGCUUUUGCA